UCCAUCAUGGCGGUUGUCUACUUCUUCUUGGAAAGACGACUUUUCAUCUUGCAAGGAAAAGCUGUGGGAGAUUGGAAGGGAAAAUGAAAUGGACGGGAAUAAGUCAGAUAAAGUUAUAAUACCAGAAAAGAGUGUCUUGACCGAACUGCAAUCUCCGGAAGGGAAUAAGUCGAAAUCAGCCAUAGGAGAGGUCAGCUCAACAGCAAUUGUGAAGUACUCUGCUCAAGGAGGCUUGCCCUAUUAUAACAAAUUGCAACAGGACACAAACCUCAAUGUUGCCCCUUCAAACUGGCUGCGAGAUGGAAGAUUUUCUGAUCUCAGUUUUCUCAAAAGGGACCCUGUUGAGUUUACAAGUUUUGGUAUGGCACACAGCUUUGUUGAUACUAUUGGAGAUGUUGAUGUGAUAUCUGAUGCUGAGAACAUCAAGAAAUUACUUAAAAUACCAUACAGUGCCAAAGCUGAAGUAAGCUUAGCAGUCCAUAGAGUAGGACCAACCCUCCUGUUGGAUUACCUUGAUGUGCCAUCACUGAUUUCAUUUGCUUCUGAGGGACACAGUGACACUAUUUUUCGUAGGUGGCUUUAUGAUUUCUACUGUGAACAAACUGGAAUUCCAAAGGAUGCUAGCUUUGAACGCAAGAAGAAGAAGAAGGAUCAGGCAAAACUUAGACACAUAUUUUCAAAGUUCCUUCAUUACAGCAUUCAGAGUGACAAUUCAGAGGGUUCAACAGAUAGCAGCUUCAAAACAUACAGUGAAGCCAGCUGUUCGCCUCUUGGAGACUCAUGUGCUGAAGGGGACGGUACAACCUACAGAGACUCAGACUCAGUCCCAGGACCAACUGUUUUUGCAGAAAAGGGUUCUGAUCUGUUUGCACCAGUAAUUGUUGACGCUGAUUCGCCAGAUGAACCUGUUCUACCCCAACUCCAACAGGACUCUUCAUUCCAGCACAAUGUUCUGUGGCAAUUCGAAGAUAUCCAGAUGCUUGUAGGAUCCAACCUGCCCAUAUUUGGAGGUGGUAAAUACCCUGCAGUCAGUUUGAGACUUAGAGAGUGUGGUAACCCCAUCAAUGUGCUAACAGGGUUGGAUUACUGGCUGGAUAACCUGAUGUGUAAUGUUCCAGAGGUAGCCAUGUGUUAUCAUCUAGAUGGGAUCGUUCAGUACUACGAUCUUUAUAAAACAGAGGAGUUACCAAACUUGGAAGAGAGUAAUUUUUCUCCAAAGGUCGUGAAAGACGUAGCACAAAAUAUCCUUUCUUUCAUGAAGGCGAACUGCACCCGCGAAGGACACACCUAUUGGCUUUUUAAGGCGACUGACAGUGACGUCAUAAAGCUGUAUGAUUUGACAUCAAUUUGUCAGCAGCGAACAGACGAUAAGACGGAGAACUUGUUUACUGUGCCAGUGGCUAUGCUGUUCUACCGAGUUGCUAAAAAUAUGAUGAAUCAGUCACCACUGAGUUCUGGGGAACAGUCAACGGUUCGCCAGCUUAUAAAUAACUGUCUCCUUCUGUUGGACAAUGAAACUUAUCCCGAGUCGCUUGACGUGACGAAACUAUCGACCCCCACAACACAACAAGGUGACUGGAUUAAGGUUUCUAAGCCAUUACCUAGCAACGUGGAAGAAAGGUGUAAGGUGGCUCUGUCGCAGAUCGUAAAGGGCCUUUCGUGUGUCAAGAAGCAUUUGUCAGAAAGCAGUUCUCAAGGGGAUGUCCUCAAUAACACCACUGAUGACAGCUCCUCUUCCGAAAGCGCCCCCUCUCCAUCCCAGUCUCCUAGAAGUGACGCGGUAUCGGGCUCUUGUUCCCCCCAAGCAGUUGUUCCUACCAAUUCAAAACACCUCCAUCUGUAUAAGAGGGAGAAAACUCCUCUUGUCCUUAGAAGGCCGGUGCGCUGGCAAGCGAGGACAGCUGGGUUGUUGUUUCACAAAGCGUCGUCUGUCUAUCACUCACUGGCUUGUACUUUUAAUUCAAACGGCAAGUUUGGCCGUGGCCUGAAGAACUGUAAACUUGCGUUUAAGUGUCUAGAGGCUUCUCAGAUUUUUGGUGUGGAGUCAGAAAACAAGAAAGGUGACCAGAUGCUGAUUUCGGUACAGUUUGUUUGCGGUGACUCGUAUUUGAUGCUGGCCAAGUGUCAGGGGAAUUUAGCAGUUCACCAGGAAGAUUAUCGGUUUAAAUCUGAGGAAGACGUUUUCAUCUCCGAUGCAGCCGAGGAGUGCAUUUCCGGUCAAGGAGAAUAUUCUUCUAGUGUCAAGUUUGUGUCAGAUGUGGAGAAAAAUUUACUGAAGAGUGUUAGCUUAUAUGACGCCGCCCUUCAACUCGCAACGACAGACACCAAAGCGGAGCUGGUGGUAAACUUAACAAGACGACUUGGGAACGCUAAGAACGAGUUGGGCGUGUUUUAUAUGAACAAAGCCGCUGCCCUGUUGCACAGCAGCUCAGAACCCUCCGAUAAGGAGCGAGAACUGUGGCAAAAAAGUUUCUCUAAUUUCGAAAGCGGUAUUCGCACUUUUGAUGCGACAGAUGACAGUGCAAACAAGGCGUUAUUGCUGUCCAACUUAGGCCGUUUAAUGCGGCUAUGCGCUCAGGCCGUCGGAGGUGUGGAAACCAAGCUGACAGGAAGAAGGGGAGAAUUCACUCAGGAGGAGAGAGGAUAUUUUAACAAGGCCUUUGAGUUCUAUAACAAGGCACUUCGGUGUUUGGCCGAGAGGAAGAAAAGUCCAGAGGUGUGGGACACGGUCACAUGGGAACUAUCUGGCUCUUACUUUUCGAUGGGGACCCUCCUACAAGAUUUUGCUCCUCUUUCCACAUAUGCUCAGGAGCAGGUUGAACAGGAGGUGACUGAGCUGAUGAUGAAAGCACUCCGUCUUUGUGAGCCCAGUGUCACGGGGAGUACGCCACACAUUAAACCCCGAUCUGUUCAUCAGCUCUACCAUCGGAUAGCUUCAAUACACCAUCGGCUGGCGUCUCUUUACCAUAAUUCUUAUAGGAACCAGGCUGUUGACCACUCAAAGAAGAAAGCGCGCUCUCUAGCGGAGUUACACUACAGCAAGGCUGUGGCGUAUUUCGAUGCCUCGCGGUACCCCUCUGAGUGGAUUCGAAUUCAUUUGGAGCAAGUCGCCAUGUGUGAAUAUCACGUGACCACCUAUGGUGGGUCCGCGGCAGCCAUUCGUAGUCUACAGUCUGCUUUGGAGCAUCUGUGCCAAACUCUGAAAGCUUUAGAAUAUUUGGGAACGUUGAAUUUUUCCGAUGGGAGUGAAUGCAAGCCUUCAAAAGUCGAUGAAGGUUCUGAGUUUCCGGCAGUCAACUGGGAUGAGAUCACAACGAUAGUUCCGAUUUUGGAAUCGCGUCUUACAAGUGUUUUGAAAGAACUUGUGAAAGCUAACAGCACGCUUAAGAACAAAGGAAAGUCGAGCAGGGACUGGGGAGGACUGGAGAUGGCCAAGCAGAUGUACUCUCUUGCAUUGCGGAGUAGUAGUACCAGUGGGGUCGAGGAUAUUGUUAAAAAAUGCCAGAGAAUAGCUGAAACUCUCAAAAACCUCCAAAAAAUUAAGAAGCAAACGCAGUAAUUCCUAUGAAUCCAGUAAGACGCUAAUGUACGAUCCCCUUUACAAUCAAACUCAAACUCCUUUCUAGCCCUUCCCCUUCCCCCUCCUUCCCCAACCCUCCCUUUCUAAGAAGUGAUGUUACAUUUGAUUGAAUAGAAAGGUAAUGUAGGAGUCGUUUGGUUUAGAAAGAUGGUUUUAUGCUUCUGGUUCAAAAUGAAUUGUAGAUUGCUCUAAAUUAUUACCUGACGUAGUAAGUUAUCUGUAAAGCGCGCUGAGGUUAUGUAGCUGUGCUCUAGAAGAAUUUUGUUAUGAUUAUUGUCGUUAUCAUCGUCAUAAUCAUUAUUCUUAUUACUAUUAUUAUUAUCAUUAUAUUGUUAUUAAAGAAAUUUCCAUUUUGUAAAGAAAAUUUUCCAAGUAUUCUUGAGAGCAAACUCGAACUGAUAGCUCGUACUCCAUGCAGGUAAAAUAUCUUUAUAAUAAUAUAAUAAUAAUAAUAGCUUUUAUUUAUCUAGCGCUCAGAUCCUGAGCUCAUGGCGCUUUACAACACUGUUCGGGGGACUUAACAGGCUGCUAAGCAGUUUACAAU
Molecule: messenger RNA, 4124 nt
Organism: Stylophora pistillata
Lineage: Eukaryota; Metazoa; Cnidaria; Anthozoa; Scleractinia; Pocilloporidae
Product: erythroid differentiation-related factor 1
Biological process (GO): positive regulation of DNA-templated transcription
Molecular function (GO): protein binding
Source: RefSeq, a predicted model, not a curated record